Messenger RNA from Phycodurus eques (leafy seadragon), 2934 nucleotides. RefSeq names its product chloride channel, nucleotide-sensitive, 1A (gene clns1a). Gene Ontology annotation, cellular component: pICln-Sm protein complex; plasma membrane; cytosol. Lineage: Eukaryota; Metazoa; Chordata; Actinopteri; Syngnathiformes; Syngnathidae. The record is from RefSeq and is a predicted model, not a curated record. The transcript is spliced from 8 exons. The coding region runs from base 283 to 1056 and encodes 257 amino acids. Gene Ontology annotation, biological process: mRNA cis splicing, via spliceosome; chloride transport; cell volume homeostasis.
AAAAACGUCCCACUUGGAGCGGCAGCUAGCUAAGUGGCGAACGUUUCCUUCGACUUCGUUUUUUGUGAACAACGCGACGAGUUUGGUCCUUUGAGUCCUGGAAGUCCACGCACAGCCCGGCUGGCUAUUUCAGGUCCACCGCGUGCUCCCUAAAUAAAUGAACGGGAUUUGUUGUGCACGCGAUAAAUUAAGCUAAACUAAGCUAAGCUAAAAUAAGCUAAGGUUUCGCCACACGGAGAGCUUGUUUGCUGUCGGCGUCCUCGUCGAGGGUUUCAACGCGCGAUGGUUUUGCUGAAGAACCUCCGGCCUCCUACCGAGGGAGUUCGGCUCCAGCAGGCCGACACGGCGGCCGUCCUGGACGGACACAAGCUGGGCAACGGGACGCUCUACGUCGCCGAAACGCGUCUGUCGUGGUUUGACGGCGCGGGGUUGGGUUUCUGUCUGGAGUAUCCCACCAUCGGCCUGCACGCCAUCUCCAGAGACGUCAGCGCGUACCCCCAAGAACAUCUCUACGUCAUGGUCAACGGAAAACUCACCGACGAGAAUGAGGCAGAAAUGGCGGAGAAGGAAGCGGACGAGGAGGAUGACGGAGUGGGUAGUGAGGAGGAGGAGGAGGAGGAGGAUGGUGGUGGAGAUGAUGAAGAGGAAGGCGGCAUCACAGAGAUUCGAUUUGUGCCUGGUGACAAAGCAGCACUGGAGUCAAUGUUUGCGGCCAUGUGCGAGUGUCAGGCGCUGCAUCCCGAUCCUGAGGACGAGGACGACUCCGACGACUUUGAAGGAGAAGAGUACGACGUGGAGGAGGCCGAAAAGGAGCUCUUUCACGGCCACGCCGACAUCCCGACGUUCUACACGUGUGACGAGGGCCUGUCGGCGCUGACCCAGGAGGGCCAGGCCACGCUGGAGAGGCUGGAGGGCAUGUUGGCGCACAGCGUGGCGCAGCGCUACCACAUGGGCGGCGUACGCACCGAGCAGGGGGACGGGCGCUUUGAAGAUGGCAUGGAGGUGGACGCCGACACCGAGGCGGGACAGUUCGAGGACGCGGACGUUGACCACUGAAGGACCACAGGUGCAUCAUGGGAGCACUUCCUGUUUGUUUCAGGCACUUCCUGUUUGUAGCUGUCAAUCAUCCCAACUCGUUUGUCACUAAACUAGUUCAUUCCCAUCAAGUUACUUUUUGUAUGGAAACAAUAUAACAGUGUGGUAUACUUUCUAGUCAAUUAUCAAUAAAAGAUUAAUUUUUCUACUUUUUUUUUUUUUUUUUCAUUUUCAUCUUUUUAUUCACAAACCUGGUGCUGCAUUUAUGGUUGCUCUGAAAUCCAAAGUCUGAACAAUUUUGCUAGUAUUAUAAUUUAAAAAUCCAAAAUGACUGAUGGAUCUGCUUUGUGAUUGUAAAAAUAGCUUGUAACUUUAUCAACUGUUAGAAAUAUACCACCAAAAAAUGCUGAGGCUCAUCAUUUAUAACUAUCAACAUGUCGUAUACAUAAAUAUGGAUUGUAUACAGCUCUGGAAAAAAAAGUAUAAGACAAACAAACAAAAAAACACUGGACCCUUUUCAGUAUUUUGGCUGUUUUUCGUUUUCUGAUUAAAUGCUCUAAAUGACAAUAUUUGAAUUAGGGAAUUUGGGUGUUUUUUUUAUUUUCAGAAGUUUAUAUAAUAAAACAAAAAUAUAGAAUUUUGUCAAAUAGUAAAAUGUGAGAAUAUGAUCAUUUUGCAGUGGCCUAUUUCCCCCCCCCCAGAGCUGUAUAUUCUAUAAUAAAUGUUACUCAUUAUAUUUCUAUAUUAAAAAAAAACAACAACAAAUAAACAACAUAAGUAUAUAAUGUAAAUGUGUUGUUUCAUGUUUUUCUGUAUUUAUUCUGGCCCUCAAUAUUUUAUAUGUACUUGGGGGGGGGGGGGGUGUUCAAACCAUAUUCAUCUAGAAGAAUAAUUCAAAAGUGUGCUACGAGUACCACAGUGGUACACAGGCUCCCUCUUGCGCUAUGCGAAAAAAUCACUGAAUUAAAUACAAAAAGUAUGCAUUUAAAACCUCAAAUACAAUCAAACAUAUAAGAAUGAAGCUUGUAGCUUCAUCCUUACAGCCUGAUGAAGUAUUUUUUUUUUUUUGUUUUUUUUUUUUUUUUUUUUUUAAAUCCCGUACAGUCAUUUCUUUCACGUACACUGCAGCUGUAGUUGAAUUUGAAGCCCAUGCAUUUACAUUUAAUGAAUGUUUAAAACCUGCUUGUGCACCACGGCCGCCGUGCGGCGACAUCCGCGGACAUGCUGGCUGCCGCGGCGGGGCCUGCCGCGCCUCGACGCCGGCAAAGGACGCGUGCAGCCGGCCACUGAGGAGCGUCAGUGCCGCUGGCUCGGUCACAUGGUGCGUAAGUGAGCGAGAGCCGAUUGUCCCCCAUUUGCUCGUCCCGCGCCUCCCCCAACUCUGAAUGAUGGCCUUUGUGUGACAGUGACGCAGCGUUUCUUUCUACUCUGCUUGACUUGCUGCUUGUUAUCAUGACGUCAUCGAAAUAACCCCCAAAAUGAUAAUUUAUUGGGAAAAAAGCACCUGCGUCGCGCCCUUGGACCACUAGAGGGCCUCCAAGAGCAAUUUACAAAAAUAUGUACAGUACUUACUUCCAAGCGCAAAUGAAUAAAGAACUGCAACAAAAAGUUACAUAUUUGAAUUAAGAUAGUUUAUUAUGAUUUUAACCUAGUUUUCAAUACUCAUUAUUCCACUUUAUAGUUGUGUUUUUCGACCUAUUUGUCACCUUGUUUCAGGCACAUCUGCUCAUUUGCAACGUUGAUCCAAGUAUUUGCAAGAUAUUUCAUCCUUAAUUUAGAACUGUUUUUAUGCAUUUGAGGUUAUUUCUACGUAUGCAAGUGAUUUAUGUGUUGAUGCACUUUGUUUUCAUGUACUACAAAUUAUUUUUGCUUACAAUUUUCUUUCAAUCCAAAAAUACU